AUGAGCAUGGACGACCCCGUUGAGAUGAUUCGCGCAUUACAGCAGAAAAUGGACGAGAUGCAGCAGCGCCACGAGGACGAGAUGGCGGCCGUAAAGGCCGACUGCGAAGCCCGGAUAGCCCGGGAGGUUGGACGGAUAGACAGGGGAGAGCGAUUCAAAAUGUAUAACGGGACAACGGAUCCUGCGUCCCAUAUCCAGACGUUCUCGAACGCAAUGGCGUUCCGAACGGGCAAUGAUGCCAUUUGGUGCCGAGCGUUCUCGCUCUCAUUGGAGGACGAAGCGUUGGAAUGGUUCAAUACCCUCCCCCCUAAUUCAAUAGAAAACUUUACCGGGUUAAAGCAGCUAUUCAUUAAACAAUUCGCGGCCAGCAGUACCCAAGACUUGACCGUAUUCGAAUUAAUGACCCUCAAGCAGGGGAAGGAUGAAGCGCUGCGGACGUUUAUUGACAGGUAUCAGAAGACCGUCCGACACGUGAAAAGCCUGACGCCAGAGCUCGCCCUUCACUAUAUCCUGCCGGCUCUAAAGCCGGGGCCGUUUAAGGAUAGCGUCUGCAGACGAGCGCCCAAAACAAUGGAAGAGUUGAGGGAACGAGCGGCGGAUGAGAUAAGGGUGGAGGAGAUGAAGCUCUCAUACAAGAGGGAAAAUCAGGAGGCCAGGGGAGAAAGGACGGACGACAACAAGCCCGGUCAGUCGACGGGGAAAACGUCCGGUCCUAGGCCAAGGGAGUAG
This is a messenger RNA of Vigna angularis (adzuki bean), 729 nucleotides long. RefSeq lists its product as uncharacterized. The transcript is spliced from 2 exons. Bases 1 to 729 code for a protein of 242 amino acids. The record is from RefSeq and is a predicted model, not a curated record. NCBI's taxonomy places the organism in Eukaryota, Viridiplantae, Streptophyta, Magnoliopsida, Fabales, Fabaceae.